AAUAGAUUUAAAAAAUAUUAAAAAAUUUCACAUAUGUAACAAAAUUAUUUUAAUUUUUUUUUUCGAUUAUAUUUUCGUGGCUAGUAUGUUAAUGUGAAUAUACUAUUAUAUUUUGCUAUUAUAAUCUUGAUUUAAGAUAUUCAAAGGGAAUGAGGACAUCAAAAGGUUGGUGAUCAAUAAAGGACUGGCACAGAAUGAUACCGUGUGUAUAGCUAUCUGCUUAACUAUAGAUAUUUCUUGUCUGAGGUUAUUUUCUGCAAACUAGCUCGUGCUAUUCACUAUGUCAACAUGUACAUUGAAAAUCAUAUGGAUGUGCUUGGAAUGGGUAGAAGGCAAUUGCAACCAUGGAGCACGGUUGGAAGUUCAAUGCCCUACACGGAACCAGUAAUUCCAAUUCGAAUCGGCGAUUAUACCAAGACACAUAACUUACUACCCUGGAGACCAAAUAUUGGAUUUGAAAAUACAGAAGUUAUUCCCUUAGCAACAAAAUCGAUAUCGAGUCACGCACUGGAUGCGGACAAAAUGAGUACACGACCGUUAAAAUUUCCGAAUUUAAUAACGGGCUAUCAACGUAAUCCCGUUCACGCUUCGCAAGCCGCCCUUUACACGAGAUACACACCACAGGAGUGGUUUCAGAAGCAAGUGAAGUAUUACAAUGAGGCAGAUUCGCAGAGACAUUACUCCGAGAGGAUGCGGGGUGACGCUUUGAGAAUUAUGAGAAACGCCGAGGAGAAGAUACAACACGGUCAGUACGAUACCAGUCGAAGACUCGGCGAGAGAAUAAACGACGUUACAUUUUGGCGCAACGAAGUGAUAGCAGAACUUGAGAGAAUGAUUCACGAAAUCGAGAGACUUCAAGAUUGCCGAAGUGUUUUGGAAAAGGCGAUACGAGAUAUCGAAGGACCUUUGCACAUCGCAGAGGAAUGUCUCUAUCACAGAGAAGCCAGAAAAAGCACGGAACUGGUGCACGAUGACUCGGAAAAAUGUCUGCUACGAGAAGUGGAGAACUUACGGACAAACCAAAAGAGACUGGAAGCCUGUUUGGACAAGUGCAAGGAUCAAUUGCGAAACUGCAGAGCUUCGCAGAAUCAACUCGAGUUGGAUUUGAAAAACAAAGAGAGCGCCCUAGGCAUAGACACUAUUUGCCACCAGUUGAAUAAUUACAGUCAAGGAUUGCAAUAUUAUUCGGGAAUUGAAAAAUAUGAUCCGUGCGUUUCGGAGCAAGAAACUUGGGCGGAUGCGGUGAACAGGAUAGUACAAAGAUCCCAAAACGAGCGGAAUAGAUCAUGCCAAUUCCGAACCAGUGCCGAGAGUCUCAUCAAUAAAAUUGCUCACGAAAUGUGGAACUCUUGGAGCAACACCAACAACGCCUUAGCGCAACGAUCUUCCGAGUUGCUCGAGGCUAAGAACAAGCUUCAGCAACAUUUGCAGAAGGUGCAAAAAGAAAUAUUUGACGUUGAAAAGAAUUUGGACUUGAUGCGCAAAGCUAUCGCGGACAAAAGUCACGCGACCAGAGUUGCGCAUACAAGGAUGGAGGCGAGAAUGCAUCGUCCUGACAUAGAACUGUGUCGAGAUUAUGCGUACGCUAGUCUUCAGAAAGAGAUUGACGAAAUAAAUCAUCAGCUCGAACGAAUGCACAAGGCGCUGAAGGAACUCGAGAAUCAACAUCAGAAGUUGCUCAGAACUCGAACCAUGUUGGAACACGAUCUCGCGCUUAAAAUCGACGCAAUAUACAUCGACAAGGAAAAAGUGUGCGGUCUCAGACGCGCCUAUCCUGUUAACGCGUUAUUUAGAUUUUAAAAAGACAUGUACUCUCGGUGUCUUGCAUGUUCUUUCUAUGCAACCGCACACUGCCAUUUGUUUAUUACAAGAAUGUUUUUAUCUAAAAUGAAUACACUCCUAAAGAAAUUUAGGCUAUGUGGUAUUCUCCCCUUUCUCAAGCAGAGAAUUUGAAAAAGACAUAAUUUACUUCUUUGUACAAUUAACAUAAUAUAUACACAAUAUAAUACAAUAUAUUAAAGUUAGAAACAA
Messenger RNA from Pseudomyrmex gracilis, 2031 nucleotides. Its product is annotated as tektin-3-like. The record is from RefSeq and is a predicted model, not a curated record. Gene Ontology annotation, cellular component: microtubule cytoskeleton; nucleus. Bases 289 to 1800 code for a protein of 503 amino acids. The transcript is spliced from 9 exons. Lineage: Eukaryota; Metazoa; Arthropoda; Insecta; Hymenoptera; Formicidae. Gene Ontology annotation, biological process: cilium assembly; cilium movement involved in cell motility.